Molecule: messenger RNA, 570 nt
Organism: Amyelois transitella
Lineage: Eukaryota; Metazoa; Arthropoda; Insecta; Lepidoptera; Pyralidae
Exons: 2
Coding region: 1-570 (189 amino acids)
Source: RefSeq, a predicted model, not a curated record
AUGUGGUGUUCAGUUUCAAUUAUAAUCGUUUUAGGAUAUGUCAGUGCCCAAGAACUUACUGAAGACCAAUACUCGUCAAAAUUAGGUCAUCUAAAAGAAAUACCCAGACGAUUCGAAGUUCGCGGCAAACAAAGCAAUCUAUUCACGAAAUACGUCAAUGACAUACAAAAAAUAGCCGACGCGAACAACUUCACUGUACUAUACAAAGUGAAAGUGGACUUAGCUAAGCCACAAAACAAGAAACAUUUGAAGAAGAUCACUUUUAAGUCAAAGAAGGUGAAAUCAAAGAAGUACAAUGUGCCGCUGAAAAAGCAGAGUAUGAAAUUGUCCAACUUCGAGAUCAUGCUAAGAAAAAUCGCAGAAGAGAAUGGCGUACGUGGUAGAAUGCGUAAAGUAGAUGAACACGAACACUUCACGACUGAGAAUGUACUGUUACCGCAAUUCUAUAACAGCAAACAGUUCAAAUUUCUCAAAUUCAAACCAGAAGUGAGCAGAAUCAAAAUAAAUUACACCAAAAUCGUUAAGCCUGUUAAAAAUAAAGUUAUAACUUUGACAUCGAAAAUUGAAUGA